UUACAGUUAAAAUAAAAAAAGCGACCCGUUAUAAGCCAAAACCCUAGUCUGUGCUCCUCUUCCCACAGACGCCGCCUCUUCUCUUUCCCUCCACAGACGCCACCGAUUGAUCAAAGAUGAGUAAGGCAACAGCAUCAGGAGCCAAAGGGAAGAAGAAAGGUGUAACCUUCACGAUAGAUUGUGCAAAGCCAGUGGAGGACAAGAUUAUGGACAUUGCGUCAUUGGAGAAGUUUCUUCAAGAGAGGAUCAAAGUUGGAGGCAAAGCUGGUGCUCUCGGUGACACUGUUACUGUUUCACGUGAAAAGAGCAAGAUUACUGUCACUUCUGACAGCAACUUCUCCAAAAGGUAUCUGAAGUACUUGACAAAGAAGUAUUUGAAGAAACAUAAUGUUAGGGAUUGGCUACGAGUGAUUUCAUCCAACAAAGAUCGCAAUGUUUAUGAGUUGAGAUACUUCAACAUUGCUGAGAACGAGGGAGAGGAAGAAGACUGAAGUUUAGGCCUUAUAGCCUCGAUUAUGUUGCUGCCUAGAUUGAACCCUUUUCAUUUUUUUUUGUUUGAUCAAGUGAUGGCACAUUUACUGAGUUAAAUGUUUUAUAAUUUUGUUGUUGAGGUGGUGCUUUUGCAAUAUUGCUACUGCAAAAUUAAGACCCUCCCUGCCAUUAAGAAAAUCUGGGUUUUGCUCAA
Messenger RNA from Populus euphratica (Euphrates poplar), 685 nucleotides. RefSeq names its product 60S ribosomal protein L22-2-like. NCBI's taxonomy places the organism in Eukaryota, Viridiplantae, Streptophyta, Magnoliopsida, Malpighiales, Salicaceae. Bases 117 to 491 code for a protein of 124 amino acids. Gene Ontology annotation, molecular function: structural constituent of ribosome; RNA binding. The transcript has 3 exons. Gene Ontology annotation, cellular component: ribosome. The record is from RefSeq and is a predicted model, not a curated record. Gene Ontology annotation, biological process: cytoplasmic translation.